CGUGUAGUCACUCUGUGAAAGCAUUUGUAGUAGCGCUCUUGAACUUCAGCGCAAGAAGAUUGCGUUGUGAAACAUUACUCCAGCGGGAAAUUCAACUGGUUGAAAGUAGAUGCUGUAGUAGUUGUGCCAUGCUGUUGCUCCCGGAAGUGUGAAAUCAUAUAUUCAUCCAAAAAAUUGAAGGCCUAUGAAAGCAGUUCAUCCUAUUGUGCAUGCAUUGCAAAUCUAGAAAUAUCCUAAAAGCCUCGGUAAUCUUCAUAAUUGUCUAAUUAUAUUUUUAGAUCAACUGAAGGGAAUCUCUUUUCUGCCUUUUGGUUAUGUAUAGUUGAGUUUUUGGCUCAGAGUGUAGUUAGCCAAAGAAGUCGUAGUGUUAGAAUUUUGUUACUCCUUGAUACAAAAUUAACUAAUUUAUAGAAUUGUAUUAUUUUUUUAUUUGAGUAGUAAUGAUAAUGAAUUUUCUUUAUGUGCCAUCUCUUGCACAUAUGUCUCUUGUGAAGGUAGCUGUUGCUGUUUAUAAUGUUUCCAAAAUUACUGAUUUGGAAGGAGACUCUCGACUUCCAUUGUCCCUGAUUCAAAAUGAAAAGCUGGAAGCAACUUUUAAAGAUUAUGUAAUCAAAACUCGGCUUCCAGAACGACUACAGAAAAAAGUGAUUUCUUUAAUCAGGACCAUAAACGUAGAAACCGAGAAAUGGAAAUGGCGCCAUUUUAAAAUUCUAGAUUGGAAUGUGGAUGUACGUAAAUUUCUUGUUUGGAAAUUGGAGGGAACUAUCGAUCGGUAUAGAACUGCUGUGAGAUUAAUAAAAAAUGAUAUUUUAUCCAUUAGUAAAAAAUUUCUAUUGGCAUGUUGCUAUUGUUUAAGCGAGUAUGCUGAAUCAUUAUGGGUAAGCAUGUCUGAAUUGCAAAGAAAACAAGUUUUAGAUGAAGAUGAACCUUAUCCUUCUGUCGUGAAAUAUUACAUUGAUAAAUUCCAGGGAGAAAAUAUAGAGCUACGUGUAGAAUACUGCCGUACAGUUGCAGCUUUGAACUAUUUUUUGGCGCAGUCUACUUCUGAACAGCGCAUAUUAUCUUUAUUAAUUGCUGUUCGACCAAAUUCACGGGACAAUCAUAUUUUGCGAUUUUGCCUCUCGCAAAUGAAAGGUGAUGAGCUGGCAAAGGUGUUUGAACAUUAUCCUUUAGACGUGCUUUCUUGCUUCAUAGAAUGGCCAUUGCUACCAUUCUUCUUAGAUAUUGCGAAUCAAUUGUGGACUUAUCUUCCUGCGUAUCAUUUCUUCUUAUUCUUGGAGUUCUUAAUGAGCGAAAGAAUCGUACCAGGCUGGAAAGAUUUUGAUUAUGAAGGACUUCUUGUACAGUUUUGGCUUCAGAGUCCUUCCAGUUUCAAGGAGUAUGUUAAACAAGAUAGGACCUUUGAUAUCAACUUAUUAACAAGCAUUUUAAGUAGAAAUCGAGUUCAAUUGACCUAAAGUGCAGA
Argiope bruennichi is the source of this 1465-nucleotide messenger RNA. RefSeq lists its product as uncharacterized. Lineage: Eukaryota; Metazoa; Arthropoda; Arachnida; Araneae; Araneidae. The record is from RefSeq and is a predicted model, not a curated record. The transcript has 3 exons. Bases 441 to 1457 code for a protein of 338 amino acids.